AUGAAUUCUGAAAUUUAUUAUAAUAAAAACGGAGAACUGUGUAUUAGGUGUAAAAAUCCUUAUUCUCAUGUAGAUGUGACCGAUGACGCAGAAAUCCGCUGGUGUAAGAAAUGUUCAAUAAAAUACGUACAAGAAAAUGAAUGUACUUGGAGUGGGGAUAAAAAAAUUGAUGAUUUCAUAAAGAGAGAACAACAAAAGUCGAGAACUCCAAUAGAAUUUUUUGAGUGGAUACCUUAUGAAAAUUUUAAGGAUAUUGAGCAAAUCGGUAAAGGUGGAUUUGCCACAAUUUAUUCCGCAAUUUGGAAAAAUUCUUUAAAGGUUUAUAAUGAAACCAAUAAUAGCUGUGAUCGGUAUGAAGACAUGGCUGCCUUAAAACGUUUGCAUGGUGUAAAAGAAUUUACCGAUGAAUUCUUAAACGAGGUUAUAAAUUGUCCAAUUGGUUCUUUCGACAAGGGAUUGCUUAGAUGCUAUGGGAUUUCACAGGAUCCUGAAACAGAGGAAUAUAUCAUGGUUCUCGAAUUGAUGUGCGGAGGAAAUUUACAUGAAUGGUUGAAUAAUAAUCAAAAUAAACAUAAAUGGGCGGACAAAUUAUUCCUGCUUCAUUACAUAAUCAAGGGUCUCUAUAAUAUUCACGAGAAAGGAUUAAUUCAUAGAGAUUUCCAUUCUGGAAACCUCUUGGUAAGAGAAUAUUCUUCCAGAUUUGCGUGUAUCUCGGAUUUGGGAUUAAGUGGUCCGGUAAAUGAUGAAGAUAGGAUAGAUAAUGGAAUUUAUGGAGUCAUGUCUUACUUACCUCCGGAAGUAUUAAAUCAUAAACCGUACACACAAGCUGCCGAUAUUUAUGGUUUAGGAAUGAUUAUGUAUUUGAUUGCUACUAGUUGUCAACCAUUUCAUGGUGUAGCUCAUGAUCAUCUUUUAUCGGUAGACAUAUGCCAUGGCGUCCGUCCUGAAUUUAACAGAGAAGAAAUACCUAAUUUUUAUCUUGAGAUGAUGGAAAGUUGUUGGGAUCAAGUUCCUUCCAAGAGAAUAACUUCUAAAGAAUUAUAUGAAUUAUCAUCCGCUUGGUGGCUAGACAAUAAAGGUAUUAAAGAAAAUUUAAAGGAUGAAGUAAUAGAUCAAUUAAAAGGUUAUGAUGAUUAUUUACUAUCUGCUGAAAAACAAAUUCAUCCUCAAGCUAUAUAUACUAGCAGAUUGAUAAUUACUUGGUAA
Funneliformis geosporum is the source of this 1206-nucleotide messenger RNA. NCBI's taxonomy places the organism in Eukaryota, Fungi, Glomeromycota, Glomeromycetes, Glomerales, Glomeraceae. The record is from the annotation of a GenBank genome assembly.